This is a messenger RNA of Limulus polyphemus (Atlantic horseshoe crab), 3438 nucleotides long. RefSeq names its product stress protein DDR48-like. The record is from RefSeq and is a predicted model, not a curated record. The transcript is spliced from 7 exons. Lineage: Eukaryota; Metazoa; Arthropoda; Merostomata; Xiphosura; Limulidae. Bases 109 to 1146 code for a protein of 345 amino acids.
UUUGAAUCUUAGCGGUUUGUUCCAGGGUUGAGUUGAGACCUGACUAACGUUACUUAAACAAAGAAGUUAACUGACUCAGAUAAGAAAUUUCAAAAUUACUUUAAGCAGAUGGCAGAUGGUCCUGUUCUUAGAGGUCGUGGAGGGCCAAGAGGAAUGUACCCAAAUGGAAGAGGAGGUUCAUUUGUAAACCGUGGUGGUCCACCUGUAAGAGGAAAUUCAGAAUUUCGAGGAAGAGGGAGACCACCUGGACGUGAUGGUUUUCUAGGCCGAGGUGGAUCACGUGGAGAAUUUCGAGGUGGGAGCGGUCUACCUUUAAGAACUCCUCGGGGUAGAAGUCCAUACAGAGGUGGUCCACCAACCAGGGGAGGACCAUUUGGGAAAGAAAGGGGAAGUGAUUAUCCUAGUGAUAGAGCCCCUGCACCUAAAAGAAGACGUUGGGAUACUCCUGCACAUGAGCAAAAUGGUUUUGAAAGUUACGGUGCAGAAGGUAGAAAUCAACCUCUUCUUGGAUCCUCAUUUGCCAGAGGUCCAAGUUACCAAAAUUCUAUGAACUAUGACAGGUUUGAUAAACCACCUGCCUUAGUUGACCAAUAUGGCCAAUCAUCUGCUGGUGACAUGUACAACGCUACCAGAGAUCCGUAUUCAUUUUCCCAAGAACCAGACUUCAGUAGAUCUAGAGGUGGAGCAGGUCUUUAUGAUUCACAACAAGGCAUCGACCCAUAUUCAAGAUCUAGAAAUACUGCUGGUUAUGGCACUUCUGGAAGCACUGACUCGUAUGGAACACAAAGAUCUAAUAACUUCAAUGGUAUGGCUCAGAAUCCAGAUUCAUACAACAGGAUGUAUGUUAAAGAUAAUUACACUGGUAGUCAAGCUGCUCUUUCCAGCUAUAGUACUUCUUUGUAUAACAGAGGGAGAGGGAGGACUACCCCACCAAAUAGCUAUGGUGCUCGUGGAGCAUACACUUCAUACAGCAACUAUGAACAAGAUUAUGACUCGGGUGCCAGCAGGCCCCCUAGUGAUGACCGCUAUGGCAGCUACAGAGGGGCCUCCUCCUAUGGCAAAGCACGAGAUAAUUUUAAUGACACAUCAUCAGGUUAUGGUCCCUCGCGUGUAGGAGGAGGGCCCCCACCUCCGCGUCGAUAUUAAACAGCCUUGGAUCAUUCUUACAAUACUGAAGUACCAACUUUUAUAUUGUCUACAUAACACUCAAAUUUACAUAGAAACUUGUGUCAAGCAAUACAUCAUUAAUGUCUAUGUGUGACCCAUUUUGCAUUGUUGUAGUUUCGUAGACUUUUCUGUAAUGAUUUUAGUGACAUGAGCCAGGGGAAAAAAAAUUUUCUAAUUACGGUAACUGUUAACCUGUUGAAAACAAAACUGUGAUGUAUGGUAAUAGAAGGGCAUAUUUUUUUUUUUUUUUAUAUAGAGUAAUUGUCUCACAAGAGUGGAUGAAUAACAUCUGCCAACUCUAAAAUUUUAAUACCUGUAAUAUUUUGCUUUCACUACUUAAUACUCAUUGUAAACCAUGUGUUUUGUGCUGGAUUUUAAUAAUUUAUACACAUUUCUCAAUGUCAAAGAUAUGAAUUAGAAUAAGAAAUUUUAUUGCUUCAACUCAAUAAAUAACUACUGUUGUCUCUGACUUUAAAUUUUAUUAAUUUGUAUCAUGAGCAAUAUGAAGACAUUAGCUGAAACUAUAAUGUGGUUCAGAUUCCACAUUAGUGAGAAAAGGGUUUAUCAUUAGGAAAUUUAAAGAUCCAUCAAUAGUAAAACAAAAACAUUGUUAGGGAGUUUCACCUUGAAUGUUAAAUUUGCUUUUGAUAAUGAAAAAAUAUAAUGUUCAGAAAAAUAAAAAUUGGAAAAUUAGUGUGAUCACUAAUUAUUAAAUAUACAUGUUUUUGUACUAUCUGAUAAAAUAGAAAUAAAGGAUGGAAUUUUUUUAACUAUCAUCCAUCCAUCCAUCCAUCUGGAAAUAACAUAUAAAUGUAACUCCAUGUGCCAAAAAUAUUUCUUAAUUACAUUACUGUGCCUGAUGACAUUUGAAUGAUAGUAUAGCAGUUCAAAAUAAUAAUUAAAAUAUGCCAAACAAAGCUUUCCAAAAACAUGAAUUUCUAGAUUAUUAAACUAAAUAGGAAUACAUGAGCUAUAAACUAAACUAUAGCACUUUAGCUUAGAACAUCAGUGCUCAAAUUUUUACUCUACAAUAGUUUGCAGAAAAAUGCAUUUUUGUGUGUACACUGGGCUCAUCCAACUGUUUUUGAUUGUUACUGCUGCAAGAAAAUCAUUAGAUAAAAAAAAAAAAAAAAAAACGGUUUGCAGAUGGUUUUCUUGAAAUUCCUAAAUUUUUUAUGCUCGGUUAUUAAUUUGGUUUAUGUUAGGGUCUUGUCACUUUAGAAGAUAAUGUCAAAGCAUUUGGCAAAGGGCAAAUUAUUAUCAUAUAUGAAUAUUUUAACCAUUUAUACAUGAUAAACUUUUUCCAUAAGUCUACCCACAUUUCAUGAAAUAAAAUUUAGAUGAGCCAUGUGUGACCUAAUGGUUAGUGCACCAUACUUUUGGUUUUGAGGUUAGUUGAUUUAUUUUGUGAAAAGUUCAGGUAGGCCAUGGGUGGCCUAAUUGUUUGUGCACUGUACUGUGAGGCUUAGGGUAAGUGAUUUUAUUUUAUGAAAUAAAAUUUGGGUAGGCCAUGCAUAGUCUAGUGGUAGGUGCCUCAGACUAGGCAAUAGGACUGUAUAUAUAUGAGUGAUGGUCAAAUUCCACUAUUUGGUUAGAGUAGCCCAGUAAUUGGCAGAAGGUUCUUUUUGACCAGUUGACCUUUAUCUAGUUUGUUGGUUCAAAAUCUUACACAACUAACUUGUAUAGUCCUUGUGUAGUUAUGAUCAGAUAACCUAGAGUCCUAGACAAUGUAGGUUGAAAUUGUUAAUUUUAAAAUUGAACAAGGAAAGUAAUGCUUUUUUUACUCCUGCUUAUCAUAAUCUCUUAAAUCAUAUCAAAAAUAUAAUUUCAGGUAGAACUAAUUUAUUAAAAAAAAUUAAAUGCUAAUAUUUGGAGAAUUAGAAUUAUAGGUUAUCAAGAAGUAUUUGUUAUUCUAUUAACUCUUUGGAAAUGUAGUCUCCUGCUUUCUUUUGAGAUAUGAUCUUAAUUAGGUUUUGACAGCUAGGACAACACGUUAGAAAUAAGUAAACACUUUCAUAGCAUUUGGAAUAUGUUUACUUAAGAUCUUUUGGUAUCCAGUGGUAUUUAGAUAUACAGAGAGUUCAAUAUGUUUUCUCUUUGAUUGCUAGAACAUACCUCUUUAAUACUCCUUUACAAUUUGAUGCAAAACAAUUAUGGUCAGAUUGUUUACUUGCUUGUUUCCAGAUCCAUAUUUGGUUAUUGCUUCAAACUUUGAAGUGGUUUUCAUUCCAAAAUUUGUAACCGUUUCUCAAGAUUUCAAUGUUGGCAGGC